AUGUCCUCAUCGCCAAACGAGUCAAAGGCUUUGUGUGACUACCUCGGAAUAGAGGAGGAGGUGGACUAUGGUAGCGAUACCAGUGUCCGCGGUGAUACAGAGACAAUCUGCGGCUCACUGAUGCCUGAGGCACAACCUUCGAACACCCCAAAUCCGUUCUCCGACCGUGGAGAUGCGAGCGUGCCACCAGCGUAG
Peronospora matthiolae is the source of this 195-nucleotide messenger RNA. The record is from the annotation of a GenBank genome assembly. NCBI's taxonomy places the organism in Eukaryota, Oomycota, Peronosporomycetes, Peronosporales, Peronosporaceae.